GCCACCUGUCAGUUCCCAUCAGUGCCAGCAGUCAGUGCUCAUCAGUGCCACGUGCCAGUGCCCAUCAGUGCCACAUCAAUGCCACAUAGUGCAUACCAGUGCACAUCAAUGCCACAUAUCAGUGCCCAUCUGAGCUGCCUUUCAAUGUCACCCAUCAGUGCCAGUCAGUGCCACCUAUCAAUGCCAAUCAGUGCCACCUAUCAGUGCUGCCAAUCAGUGCCACCUAUCAGUGCCAGUCAGUGUUGCCUAUCAGUGCGCAUCAUGCAGCCUCAUUAGCGCACAUCAGUGAAGGAGAAAAAUCAGUUAUUUACAAAAUUGUAUAA
This is a messenger RNA of Staurois parvus, 323 nucleotides long. The record is from the annotation of a GenBank genome assembly. Lineage: Eukaryota; Metazoa; Chordata; Amphibia; Anura; Ranidae.